This is a messenger RNA of Phalacrocorax carbo (great cormorant), 3659 nucleotides long. The record is from RefSeq and is a predicted model, not a curated record. Lineage: Eukaryota; Metazoa; Chordata; Aves; Suliformes; Phalacrocoracidae.
GCGGCCGCCGAGGGGCCACCUUCCUGCCGGCGCGGCUCCUCCUCCGGCCGGGCAAGAUGGUGGCGGAGGCCGUGCGGGGAGAGCCGUGAGCCGUAGCCGGUGCCCGCUCCCGCACCUCCCUCCCUGCCGCUUCAUCCGCUAGUGCUGCUGCUUCCGCCCCCACCCCCCCCCUCCGCCCGCCCGGCGGGUCCGCCCGGGGCGGCGGGCGAUGCGGUCGGCGGGGCUGCGGGGCUGUGUGUGAGCUCGCCGCCCAUGUGGGUGUCCCGGUGAGGCCGGGGGGGGCAGCGGGAAGAUGCUGCUGUCGCUGGUGCUGCACACCUAUUCCAUGCGCUACGUGCUGCCCGCCGCCGUCAUGAUGGGCACGGCGCCCACCUACGUGCUGGCCUGGGGCGCCUGGCGCCUGCUCUCCGCGGUGCUGCCAGCACGCUUCUACCGCGAGGUGGACGAUCGCCUCUACACCAUCUACCAGAGCAUGGUGCUCUUCUUCUUCGAGAACUACACGGGCGUGCAGGUAAUAAUCUAUGGGGAUUUGCCAAAAAAUAAAGAAAAUGUAAUAUAUUUAUCAAAUCAUCAGUGUACAGUUGAUUGGAUUAUUGCGGACAUGCUGGCAAUUAGGCAGAAUGCUCUCGGGCAUGUCCGGUACGUCUUGAAAGACGGGUUAAAAUGGCUUCCGCUGUAUGGGUGGUAUUUUUCACAGCAUGGAGGAGUCUAUGUAAAAAGAAGUGCCAAAUUCAAUGAAAAAGAAAUGCGAGAGAAGUUGCGGGCCCAGAUGAAAGCUGAGACUCCGAUGUAUUUAGUGAUUUUUCCAGAGGGGACUCGUUACAAUCCAGAAAUACCAAAAGUCAUUGCAGAUAGUCAAUCAUUUGCUGAAAAGGAAGGACUUGCUAUAUUAAAGCAUGUGCUAACACCACGUGUGAAAGCAACUCAUGUAGCCAUUGACACAAUGAAGGACUAUCUGGAUGCAGUGUAUGAUGUGACUGUAGCUUAUGAAGGUACUGUGGACCACAAAGGGCAAAGAAAACUGGCACCAUCUAUGACAGAGUUUCUUUGCAAGGAAUGCCCAAGAGUUCAUAUUUUCAUUGAUCGAAUUGAGCUGAAGGACAUUCCAGAAGAGCAGAUGUAUAUGAGAAGGUGGCUUCAUGAACGUUUUGAAAUAAAGGAUAAGUUACUAAUAGAGUUUUAUGAUGCGAAGGAUUCUAAAAGAAGAAAUAAGUUUCCUGGAAAAAGUGUUCAUUCCAGACUAAGCCUCAAGAAAACUUUGCCAUCUUUGCUGUUUUUAGGUGGCCUGACUGCUAGUAUGCUUCUGACAGAAUCUGGAAGGAAACUUUAUGUAAAAACAUGGAUAUAUGGGACUUUAAUUGGCUGCCUGUGGGUUAGCAUUAAACCAUAAGCAGAUGUUAGUCUCCAAUCAGUGAAAUGUGCAGUCCUUUCUUGCACAUUGCACCAAACUUUUUCCUGACUUUAUAGUAAAAAAGUGUAAAUAAAGCCUUAUUGAUCGAACAUUGGAUAUGAUAGAAUUCGCGACUUAAGCCUCCGUGUGGUUGGUCUGGGGAAAAUAAAUGUAGAUUUUCAAAUUUGCUACUGAUUUUUGCUGAAAUAAUGACAGAUAAACCAAGUCAUAUGAUAAAUUGCUUUCCCCAUGAACUAACAUCCAUCUCUAUCUGCAGAUUUGAUGAAGUAUGAGUUAUGCAUAAGGGUGUCUUAAGUGGACCUGUGAAUGUAUUUACAGAGAUUAAUUUAGGGUAUAUAUUUAUUCUUCUGAUAUUCAUGUUGAUUUUUCGUUACUCUUUGGUGCAUUGCAGCAGCUCAGUUGCAUCUAUCCCAGCUGUAUCGCAACUAAAAUCAAAACUUUUUUAAUUUUGCUUUUCAGUUUUAGCUAAAUACCGUGGUUUUUUAAAGGGAUUAUGUAAGCUGGCAAAUCACAAGACGUUACCUGAAGUAGAAUAAAACGUUCCUGAGAACUGCUGUUCAUGGGGAAGAAGCUCUGUUUAUCUAGUGCAUGAUUUUUUUAUUAUACUGCAGUAUUAGCUGAUUAUUUUAAAUACGCAAAACAUUAAAUUUAACUGAGCAAACAGCUUAUUUUGCGCACCCUGUAUUUGUGCACAAAAGGAAUGUAUGCAGUAUAAUGAAAUGUUAAGUUUUUGUUUCUGGCCUAACCAGACUGUAGCCUACCUUGUGUCUGCGUUAUCCCUAGCGCCUCGAGAGUUUCAGCUGAGCUCACAGACCUUUCGUGUGUACGUGCCAUAAGCAGAAGUUUCCUGUUACCUCACAACUUUCUGGAAGCAAACUCUGACAUUUGGGUAAUGCGCAGAAUUACUGCAACUUCAGGAGCGUAAGGGUAUGGUAACGAGGAACCUUCAGAUGUUCCUAAGUCCGAAGUGUGUGCCUUUUCCCACUGAUCUGAUUUAGCCUGAUGUUUCAUGAUCUGGCGGUCACCUCCGUGCUGUAAUAUCACACUAGAUUCUCAAGUCAUUCUAGGCGAUGCAGACUGCAGCUGAUUGAAGUUACAGGGUUGAUGUAUACGAUUUGCACAGUAGAGUAGUAGUGAAAGAAAUGCAUAUCCUAUCAGUAUUUCACCUGCUUGAAAAUAUACUUUAAACAGCAAAAUCGACAAACCCUUACUACCAGAAAGUGCGAUUCCCAUGGCUGGUAUUUUUGCUGGGGAAGCGCCAUUUCCUGAUGUCAAGGGAAUAGUCUGUAUGUAGAGCGAUGGGGUAGGAAAGAGGAUGAAAGAACUAGAAAAUAUUUUUGUAUCACACUUGCAAGCUUUAAAUGUGCAUCUCUUUUUAGCUUCAGUGCGAUUUGUCUUGCAUUAGAGUCCAUCAUGAGUUAAAUGUCUCUUAAAUUUAUAACUCAGUUUUUCAGAUUCUACCAUUGCCAGUUAAUUAAAGAUACUGUGUGUGGUUUUUUUUACAGAAUUUUAUAGACUCAUUACAGUUCCACCUUAAAAUCAUUCAGUACAACUUUCAGUUUGCAGUUCUGUGUCCUUCCAUAAUGGAUUUUGUCACUGGAGUUAUUUAUAUCAGUGAUUGAUUCAGGAUAUGUUGAUGAACCAUUUUAAAAACAAUGACUGGGAACAAUGUUGAAAAACAGUAUUGUUAUGAGGCUGUGAAACCAGAAAAAAAAAAAAAAAAAAAGCCAUUUUAUGUAACAGCCAAAUGUGCUCACAUAUAGUUCUUCCUAUUCUCAGCUGACAUUUCCAGUGGGUAUAACCGGAAAGCAGUGUUCCUAUGUUAGUGUGAUCUUCAAUCAUGGAAUGAAAUUUUACUCUGACAUGACUAAAUUUCUUUGUAACAGCUAAGAAUAACAUUUAAUUAUACAUCAAAAAUCAAUGCAAACUGCUUAAUCCAUUUGUAGAAAAAGAACUGCUAUUUUGGAGAGUCUAAUGGCCACGAAAUAUUGGAUCUCUCUUGCUGUUUAAGUACCAGAAAUAUAAUUGAUGCAGUGCAACGACAAAUGGGAUGUUUAUUUUGAACCUUAUUCUCUAUGUUAAUCUUAAUUAUUUUUUUUCUUGCCAUUAAUUUAUAAAGUUUUGAAACUGUAAUUUGCUGAUGUAUUUGGCGUUGGGAGUAUCUCAUGCUAUUUCUAAAUAUGCACUGAUAUUAACUUGAAAUAUUUCUCCAUUAAAAUAAGAAGAGCCAAUGCUCAUUCAACUUUUC